AUGCGCUUGUCAGAAUGCAGGAAGUAGAUGUCCAAACUGUCAACAGUCCAACACAGUGCCAGUCACGGUCACUUGAUUGCAUGGCUGUCUUUAUGUUAAUUUAUUUUUAAACAUAUUUAUAUGACAGUGAUGUCUCGGAAGACCAAAACAGAGGAAUAUCACCGCUUCUUUACUGUAACAGAUCCACGCACACACGAGAAAGGACACACGGAAUAUAAAGUAACGGCCAGGUUUGUAUCAAAGACGCAGCCAGAGAAUGUUAAAGAGGUUGUGGUGUGGAAAAGGUACUCAGAGCUGAAGAAGUUGCAUGGAGAACUGGCGUACACUCACAGGAAUCUGUUCAGACGGCUGGAAGAGUUUCCCCCUUUUCCACGCGCACAAGUUUUCGGGCGUUUUGAUGAGGCAGUGAUUGAAGAGAGAAGAAACGCCGCUGAGGUGAUGCUGGUCUUUGCAACCAAAAUUCCCGCUUUGUACAACAGCCCUCAGCUCAAAGAAUUCUUCCGGGGGGGAGAGGUGAGAAGACCUUUGGAUACAUCCACCGUUGACACCUCUUUGCCACCUCCUCUAAUUCCCUUACCUGAGAGAGACACUGGGCUGUUGGCUGAAGAGGAGGCAGGAAGAGAAGCUCCAAUCCAGACCCAGGAACUGCAGUCCAAUCAAAGACUAACAGAUCUAGCCAAGCCUGAGAUUGCUCUCGAGGCCCUCAGUGACACGGAAAGCAGCUUAGCACAAAAUACUUCAGAAAUACAGAAAGGAAACGAUAGAGAAGGAGAGAUUAAAGCGCAUCAGAACAAUGCCACAGAUCAAUGCUCUGCUGCUAUACAAAAUACAGAUGUCUGUCCAUCUCCAAAAAGUCUGGAUUCUCCAGUCGAUGAUUUAGAGGAGUUUGAUUCGCUGUUUGAUUCUGGACUGGAGGAGCAUACAGACAAGUCUCUGCCUUUGCUGUCAGAUACAGACCUCGCUAUUUUUGACCCAUGUGCCAAAGAAGAACAACAGUACGGAUCACCCAGGCACGCUGAACUUCUCUCAGUCCCUUUGACCGGCGCAAAUGGCUCUGAUAGAGAUGCAUGCUAUGUGUCUCAGGCCACUGAAGAGCUGAAUGCCGCCCAAGAGCGAGAGCGAGCGGCCGAUUACAGCGCAGCAGUACAACGAUACAGAACAGCUGUCGAUAUACUGAUGAAAGGAGUUCAAGGAGAUGUGGAUUUAAAAAGGAGGGAUUCAGUGAAGAGGAAGAUUGCUGAAGUCCUAGAGCAUGCGGAAAGACUUCUCUUACAGACUCCCACUCACAACCAGAAUACAUAGAAAAACAAUUGAAGCACACACACUAACACAAACCUCGGAUACUCAAGCACACUCCCACUUGCACACUUUGGACUGAGUUUUAGCUAACAUGUAUAUAUAUUCAAAAAAUCUGCCACACUUUCCCUCUUGAGUGAAACUCGCCACCCACACAGUCAACAUACACACACAUACACUUGACUCCCACACUUACAUUCCCGUUUACCCAAAUAGUUACUAUUGUAGUACCAUCCAGCAGGAUGUGCCCCGUUCUUGUUCUGAACAGUUUUGCGCUCCUGCACUGUAAAAUCAAAAAACGCUAAUUUUUACUUGUUUUUUUUGCCUUUUACUUUAAAAUGAUUUAUAACACUUUUUGAUCAAUGUGAACUGGAAUCUACUUUUGUUGAAAUUUUUCUCAGAUUUCGAGUUAUAUUUUGUUGUGUAAAUUAAGUCAUUGUGUAACUAACUGACAGUUGUCUGAACUAACCGAUUAAGUCCUUAAAUGGAAUUUGCCUGUUUUGUCAAUUUCAAACCAAUCACACGUAUAGGCAAUUGCAAUCCAUUGUUCAAAGAUAAAAAAAAAUAUUCAACAAAAUAAAUAUGGUAAUCUAAUCAGGAAUGACUGGAUAGUAAAAAGUAA
Molecule: messenger RNA, 1918 nt
Organism: Misgurnus anguillicaudatus (oriental weatherfish)
Lineage: Eukaryota; Metazoa; Chordata; Actinopteri; Cypriniformes; Cobitidae
Gene: snx15
Product: sorting nexin 15
Molecular function (GO): phosphatidylinositol binding
Source: RefSeq, a predicted model, not a curated record